Messenger RNA from Strongylocentrotus purpuratus (purple sea urchin), 3100 nucleotides. RefSeq names its product gamma-aminobutyric acid receptor-associated protein (gene gabarap). Gene Ontology annotation, cellular component: cytosol; autophagosome; autophagosome membrane. Bases 106 to 459 code for a protein of 117 amino acids. The transcript has 4 exons. NCBI's taxonomy places the organism in Eukaryota, Metazoa, Echinodermata, Echinoidea, Camarodonta, Strongylocentrotidae. The record is from RefSeq and is a predicted model, not a curated record. Gene Ontology annotation, molecular function: GABA receptor binding; ubiquitin protein ligase binding. Gene Ontology annotation, biological process: autophagy of mitochondrion; macroautophagy; cellular response to nitrogen starvation.
UCAACAAAAGCAAAUCUACAGUUAGACGUGCGACGAAUGUGAAUUUACUGUACAAAACCGAUUAACACUCAUUUUUCCACAUUUUCUGUAAGUUUUCUCUUGAAAAUGAAGUGGUUAUACAAAGAAGAACAUCCCUUCGAAAAGAGGAGACAAGAAGGAGAGAAGAUUAGGAAGAAGUACCCCGAUAGAGUACCGGUAAUUGUAGAAAAGGCAGCCAAAGCAAGAAUAGGAGACCUUGACAAAAAGAAGUACCUUGUACCCUCAGAUUUAACAGUGGGCCAGUUCUACUUCCUGAUCAGGAAAAGAAUUCAGCUGAGGCCUGAGGAUGCUCUCUUCUUCUUUGUCAACAAUGUCAUUCCUCCGACCAGCGCCACGAUGGGACAACUCUACCAGGAUCAUCACGAAGAGGACUUCUUCCUGUACAUAGCAUACAGCGAUGAAAGUGUGUAUGGAGCUUAAGAUACAUGUGCUGACUAACAAUGGAGCCCCCAAGGCUGGCUGCUCAAGUGCUCAUUAUUGAUAUAUGAACUCUAUCUGCCCUAUGAAAUAAAGGGAGAAUAAAAAAACAUAAAAUGAAAAAGCUCUGAAAGUAUAAAGAAAAAACAACCAAAAACAAACAAACCAUGUAUGUAAAUGUAUAAUUUAAAGGGUAAGCACUAGAUAGAAUUGCACCCACUUUGUAUAACCCCCUUCAUUGUUUAAUUUCAUAAGGCCAUGCGAGACAUGUAUUGGUCUUGUUUUGUCUUGUGUGAAUUUAAUUGGGACUUUUAUUGAGUGUAUAAUGUAUAUAGGAAUGCAAUAGAUGCAUUGAUAUGUUUUAAAAUUUAUAUUAAGCAGUUUUAGACAUGUUUAUUCUGGGUAAAUACAACACACAAAAUCGUACUUUUGUCCGUGUUAUUUCAUUUUAAUUUGUUUGCACUUUCUGUACAUGUACUUUCAUGUAUCAUGGUGCAUGCAUGCAUCAAAUUUAGGAGCUGUAUUGGCAAAAGCAUAAAUCGUGAGCGAAGAAUGCACCAAACUUUGAACCAAACGAAUCUGCAGCCAUUAAUGGCUCGAUGGUUGUCCAUGUGAAAGCAAAUGUGGUAUGUGUAGACUUUCCACACAUUUUUUUUAUUUAUCCAAUUGCCUUGUGUCCAAAGUGGCGGAAUCACAAAUUUGUGACAUAAGUAGCUUGUUCACAUUUGUGAGUCAGAAUAUAAAAUGCAAUAUGUAAAGUGUUUGUAAUUACCCCCUUAUCAUACACUUUCCCCCAAAAAGAAAUUCCCGCCAUUUUGUAUUUUUGCAUGAAAUAUGUAGUCUAGAAAAAACGUUUUAUUUGAAUUUAACAGAAAUUCAAUUUUUUUAUUUUGCCAUUUUUUUAUAAGUUGAAAAUAGCAUGAUUGUUGGAAGAGAAACUUAAAAGGUGAGCAUUAGGAUGUUCAGAUGAUAUUACAUAGAUAUUAUUUUUUGCAUCUAUUUAAGGGGUUUUUCUUCAAAUUUUUAAUGGGUUUGAAUUUAGCUUGUUGAGAUAAAUAUUUUGUGCUGCAACUUAAUAUUAUGUUUUGAUUCUGGCCUUUUCUAUGAAUCUCCAUUUGUUCAUUUUCACCUCUCUUAUUUUUUGGCCCUCUUUUUAUUUCUACACUUUUAGUAGGCACCUCUUUUAAUUUUUGUUUUCUUUCUUUUAACAUUUCAUGGUCUGUGAAAGGCUUAACCAAAUUAACCCAUGGAACCCCUUAUUUUCAUUGAUGGUCUUAUAAAUCCAUUUAUUCAACAUAUAUAGUCAAUCAAUUUGAUGUAUUCUUAGCAGUUUUCACUUUCAUCUCUUAAAAAAAUAUAUAUCUACAUGUACUUGAAUAAUACAUGUUUGAAUGCAUGCCAAAUCACAUUCAUCACGUACAUCACGUACAUGUGAACAACUUACAGAUCUUGAAAAUAAACCAUUAGUGGUAAUUGUAAUAAAAACGUAAUGUGAAUCAGUAUUCCAGCUUUUCUUGUGCAAAAAUACCAUGUUUAUAGCCCAGUCUGACAACUAAAAGGAGUCCUUGUGAUAAACGACAAGACUUGUCGAAAAUUUGCCAGCAUCGCUCUUACAUUCUCAAUUUAGUAAUCAAACAAGGGUUACAGUCUUGGUUUCUACUGAAAUAAAAGUUUAAGAAUCAUAACAAUAGGAUUGAUUAUCUACAUGUAACAUUAUUGCUGUCACUUCAACAAAAUGUUUGAAUGUGUAUUUCCUUAUAGGCUAGCUUUAAUUAACAUUCAGUUAAAGAAAAAGAAGUGUUUGUUCUAUCAGUGGAGAACUUCCUGUAUGAUUCAGCCAGCUUGCUGCCUGAGAGAUGGAAGGGCGCAACUCACACCCUGAAACGUGGACUUGGCGCCCUUCUUGCUCUCGGCAAACGAUUGCCAAAGGUUCAGUUGGGGAGUAACCUUGGUAGCUUUUCACGAGACCAUCAUGCGUACAAGUUCGCAGACAACUCGUUGAAAUGCGUGUAUGUGAUAUAACACAUAUUUCAGUGGGAUGUCUGUGAACUUGUACUAACGAUGAUUUUGUGAAACGAUGCCAUGACGUGUAUUCACUCACACAUCCUGUGACGAUUUUACAGAACCUUUGUAGCUAAUGAGUACAUGCAGUGCAUUCAGUCAAAACCAAACGUAAAAAUUUCUAUAAAAGAGUCAUAACCCAACAUAGUCUUCUAGCGAAAUCGUCGAGCAGUGCAUUUUGUGUGCAUCUCCCAUGUAAUGUGUAAAUGAAUAUGGUAAAAGCAUGUACAUAAAUACAUGUCCUCCUAAACCGCUUAACAAAUUAUGCUCUGAAAUGUAAAAGCAAAAUAAUAUUCUAUAGCUUACAUGAAUCUGUUCAUGCGACUUAUAGAAAUAAAGAGUCACAUAUAUAUAAGCAACUCCUCAUGACCAUUCGUACAUGUAGUUGUCAUUAUUGUUGUUAUGUUCAUAUAUGUAUCUUCACAAUAUUAUAUUAUUGUUUUAAUUCAUAUUAGUUUUUUAUGCAAUGCAGCAACUUGUAAAUUAUUAAUGUGAGAUGGGAAUCUAAGACAAAAAAAAGAUAUGUUAAAGUAGUGUAUAUCUUGCUGUUAAAUAAAAAAUUACAUACAAAUGAUGUAAAAAA